Molecule: messenger RNA, 4272 nt
Organism: Xyrauchen texanus (razorback sucker)
Lineage: Eukaryota; Metazoa; Chordata; Actinopteri; Cypriniformes; Catostomidae
Product: caskin-2-like
Exons: 21
Coding region: 366-4217 (1283 amino acids)
Molecular function (GO): protein binding
Source: RefSeq, a predicted model, not a curated record
AGUAUGCCAUUGCGCUUUUGCGCUUCCACGAGCAGAAACUACAGAGAUGAUUGUACUUUUGAUAUCUUACAUUUAAUGGAAUAUAUGUUCUUAUCGGUUUCCUGUGUGAUGUCUCUGGCUUUAAGGAUGGCUUACACUUAGUGCAUACUCACUGUUCAACUUCAAACAUCUACUUUAUGUAGAGUAAAACCUUAAACACAAAGUUUCCCCCCCUGUUCUGUCAAAGAGGAAAAUAUGAUAAAUUAUUAAGCUAAAUUUGAGAGAACGAUAUAGUCAACCAAAAGCCAAAUCCACAGUUUUGUGAACAGAGAGGAUCAUGACAUUGUGAGCCCAAUUGCAACUUCUUCGGAAGCUGGACAAGAGCCAUGGGCAAGGAGCAGGACCUUCUUCUAGCUGUGAAGAAUGGAGACCUUCCCUCAGCUCAUAAACUUCUGGCCAAGAUCAAGACCAACCGAAGUAAGAUACUGGGCUCGACAAAGAGGCUGAAUGUGAACUACCAAGACCAAGAUGGGUUUUCAGCACUUCACCAUGCAGCUCUCACUGGCACCACUGACCUGCUUUCUCUGCUGUUGGAGGCAGAGGCUACUGUGGACAUUAAAGACAGUAAUGGUAUGCGUCCGUUGCACUAUGCUGCCUGGCAGGGGAAGGCUGACUCUGUACUUAUGCUGCUGAGAGCUGGAGCUUCUGUGAAUGGGGCUUCACAGGAUGGACAGAUCCCUCUCCACCUGGCUGCACAGUAUGGACAUUAUGAAGUGUCUGAAAUGCUACUGCAACACCAGUCCAACCCCUGCACUGUCAACAAAGUAAAGAAGACCCCUCUGGACUUGGCCUGUGAGUUUGGCAGACUCAAGGUGACCCAGCUGUUGUUGAGCAGUAACAUGGUGGUAGCUCUGUUAGAGGGGAAUGGAAGAGAUAAUACCCCCCUACACCUUGCUGCUCGCAAUGGCCAUAAGGACAUCAUCAGACUGCUGAUGAAAGCUGGGAUUGACGUCAACAGAACUACUAAAGCUGGAACGGCUCUGCACGAGGCUGCCCUCUACGGGAAAACAGAAGUAGUUAAACUACUGCUUGAUGCUGGAAUUGAUGUGAACAUCCGCAACACCUACAACCAAACAGCCCUGGACAUUGUGAACCAGUUCACCACUUCACACGCCAGCAGAGAAAUCAAACAACUCCUUAGAGAUGCCAGUGGAGCACUGCAGGUGAGAGCAUUGAAGGACUACUGGAAUCUCCACGACCCCACUGCACUCAACAUCCAGGCAGGAGAUGUAAUCAUGGUCUUAGAGCAGCACAUGGAUGGACGUUGGAAAGGGCACAUCCACGACAAUCAGAGAGGCACUGAUCGUGUGGGAUACUUCCCUCCCUCCAUUGUAGAGAUCAUUAGUCACAGAUCAGGGGGUGUUCUCUCCCGGCAGGCAUCACUGCCUAUCCAGAGACAUUACAUUCUUUCCAGGGUCCUGCCCCCACACAGUUCUCAUCCCAACUCUCACACUGAUGACUCCUACAUUCUUUACUCAUCCACCCGUCCUGUCCUGACUCACCAGAUCGGGCUGGAUCAGCACCCAGCAGGAGACAGGAACAGUGUUGGUAGUGCAGGCAGCAUGGGCAGUAGUCGCAGUGCUGGCAGUGGACAGAGCACUGAGGGGAACUUACAACACAAUGGAUCCCAUCAGUCACCUGGUUCUGUUCAGGACACCACAAAGCAGCCUCCCUCUGCUGGAGAAUUGGUAGAACAGUGCUGUCAGAUGCCUGACUCAACCAAACAGAUAGACCCUCAUUCAGGUGCUCUUGGACGUAGGGUGCAUCAGAACUGCUCCAGAACUGGAGAGCAACAUCUCAUCCAUCCACAGCAACUUGUAGAUGGCAGGGAUGCUGAGGCUAUUUAUAAGUGGCUCAGUGAAUUUCAGCUUGAACAGUACACAUCUAAUUUCCUCACGGCUGGCUAUGAUGUGCCCACUAUCAGCAGAAUGACACCUGAGGAUCUCACUGCAAUUGGUGUGACAAAGCCCGGCCAUCGCAAGAAGAUCUCAAUGGAGAUCAGCAGCUUGAAUAUCCCUGAGUGGUUGCCAGAUUACAUUCCAUCUGAUAUUGGCAAAUGGCUCAGUGCUAUUGGGCUGCCACAGUACCAGAUAAAGCUGGCAGAGAAUGGGUAUGACUCCAUCAGCAUAGUGCAGGAUAUCACAUGGGAGGAUCUGCAGGAAAUUGGCAUCACUAAGCUGGGCCAUCAGAAGAAGUUGAUGCUUGCUGUGAAAAAACUCAGUGAUGUACAGAAGGCUCGGAAGAGCCAGGCAGAGGGCCAGGCACUACUGCAGCGCAGGAGAGCUCCUCCUGCUCUGGAGCUGGUGGCCAUCGAGCACCACGAGACCUCCGACUGCCCCUCCUCUCCUCUGUCACCAAAGAUGCUCACCUUCCAGGACAGUGAGCUAAGCACCGAACUCCAAAACGCCAUGGCUCGGAGCGGGUACACUGGAGGCCAGGGUGUUCUUGGUAGCAUGAGCGGAGCAGCCAUACGUCUUAGUCAAGAGAGCAUUGGCACACGAUCAGGGGGGUCUGGCCGGUCACAGGAACGGCCAAUGGCAUCAGUCACCCCCCACAGCCAUUCACAAGAGAGCCUGGGGAGUAUGGACAGUAGUCCCAGCAAGGAGCAGUAUGCAGUUGUAGAGUCUAAGGAAAGAAGCCAAAAAUCACCUAUCAAAAUGGUGCAACAGCAUCAUCACUCUUCUUCUGGCAGUCCACGGACACCACCCAUAAUGACCAGUAAGAGAGCACACAUUGCAUACUCACCUGUUCUCACGCUACCCAGACCGGCGGCCUCUCCCACUCAGCCCCAUCACCACUCACCACAUGGAUCACCUGCUCAGAGAGGUUUCAGUUACUUGCAACAUCAAAACAGUAACUCCAGCAUGGGAAGCCCAGCUCCAAUCAGGGCUCAACAGCAAAAUAGGGAGGCAUCCCAUUCUAAAAAGCACAUCCAAAAUCUUUCAUGCUAUGCAUUGUUGGAUGGAGAGAAUGAAGAUGUCAUAUCGGCACCUACAACUUCAGCUAACCUGACUUCAUAUGCAACACUAACUUGCAAGACUGGUUGCAGCCAGCCAACUUACGGCCCAAUUGAGCGCCAGCUGGGCCGCAGUCAUUCCUUUGCUGUACGUGCCAAGAGGAAGGGUCCUCCUCCAACCCCUCCAAAGCGGCUAAGCUCUGCCCCAAGUGGAGUAAAUACAAGUGGGGUUGAAACAGAAAGUGCCGGAAGUGUAAAAAGCAUUGCAGCUAGACUGGAGAACAAUGCAGGAAGCCCAAGUAAGACAUGCAACAGCCCUUGUUUUAGAGCCAUUUUGCCAGCUGCCCCACCAAAAAACACGGGGAACCGCAGAAGAACCACCAGUGAAUCUUCAGUGUAUGCUGCAGAGCAAAGCAGAGGUAAACCUGUGGAGGAAAACAAGAGCCCUCUGAGGAAUCAGCUAUAUGCAUGUUCACCCUCACAAGAGAGCUCACAAGAGAGCAUACCUUUUGCUGAAGAGGGCAAAGUAACUAUUAAACAAAGGACCAAAAUAGCAAGCAGUAAGAUUGAGUCUGAGGCCAAUGUUGAAAUUCUCAAGCCAGCACAAUAUAUCAAAUCGGCCUUAGAGGUGCUGGAGUUUAACUUAAAGGAAUCAGACACUGUCAAGAGAAAACAUAAACCAAAAGAACUGCAGACCAAAUGUCUGGAUACAAGCAGACACUUAGGAAAUGAGAGGACCACAGAGACUGAGAUGGUUUCGCAAUGCAUGCAGAAUAGGGGAUUGACAAAAAAUCUCUAUAAACCGAAUCCCUCACCGAAACCAGGCUCUCCACAUAAACCUCCUACCCCUUCAAAGCCCACACGACAUUCUGCUGCUGCAGCCUCAGGUGUGACAGCCAAUGUCGUUCAGAGCGUGACCUUUGCUGUUUCACCGCAGUGCAGUCCUCUGGCUCGAUGUCCCCCAAACAAAGGCCUUCAAGGUCAGUGUGUGCUGGCAGGAAUGCCACAGGCUGUGACAGAAGGCCAGGACGUGCUGGUACAUAAACGACUAGAGCAAACCAGCACGUCUCUAGAGGCAGCACUUAAAGUAGUGGAGAGGAAGUUGGCUCAGGAGGAUCCAAGAGACAGCAUUAACACAGUGAAGUCAGCAGGAAACAUUCUUGACGAUAUAGGGAACAUGUUUGAUGAUCUUGCCGACCAGCUGGAAGCCAUGUUGGAUUGACCUGAUUCCUAAAACCUUUGCAUUUGGCCUUCACAUGGACACUUCUAGAUGUUUU